AAAUGGGCAUGACCGUAGCAACUCCAUUGCUUUUGUGUGCUUUCUUUAUCUUUAUCCUGCAGGUUUUUGCAGAGAAGCCAAUAUCUGAAGCUAAAGGUGAAUCCGUAAUCCUUCAGGAAUCAAUCAUCAAAGAGGUGAAUGAAAAUGCUAAAGCUGGAUGGAAAGCUGCAUUCAACCCUCGGUUCUCGAAUUUCACAGUUUCUCAAUUUAAGCGCCUGCUCGGAGUUAAGCCCCCAAGAGAGGGUGAUCUUAAGAGCAUCCCUAUUUUAACUCAUCCAAAACUUAAAAAUUUACCAAAAGAGUUCGAUGCACGAACAGCUUGGCCUCAAUGUAGCACAAUUGGAAGAAUUCUUGAUCAGGGACAUUGCGGUUCUUGUUGGGCUUUUGGCGCUGUUGAAUCACUUUCUGACCGUUUCUGUAUUCAUUAUGGCUUGAAUAUAUCUCUAUCCGUAAAUGAUGUAAUAGCAUGCUGUGGCUUUUCUUGUGGGAAUGGCUGUGAUGGUGGAUCUCCCAUAAGAGCAUGGCAUUACUUUAUCCGCAAGGGUGUGGUCUCAGAAAAGUGUGACCCUUACUUCGAUAAUAUUGGAUGUUCCCACCCUGGUUGUGAACCUACAUAUCCCACCCCACAGUGCAACAGGAAGUGUGUUAAGGAGAAUCUACUCUGGAGUAAGUCCAAGCAUUUCGGUGUGAAUGCAUACAUGAUCAGCUCCGAUCCAUACAGUAUCAUGACAGAAGUUUACAAGAAUGGACCAGUUGAGGUUGCUUUAAAUGUUUAUGAGGAUUUUGCUCACUACAAGUCAGGAGUUUACAAGCACGUAACAGGGGAGUAUAUCGGAGGCCAUGCUGUUAAGCUCAUCGGAUGGGGAACUAGUGAGGAAGGAGAGGACUAUUGGCUUCUUGUGAAUUCUUGGAACAAAGGCUGGGGUGAUGAUGGGUACUUCAAGAUCAGAAGAGGAACAAAUGAGUGUGACAUUGAAUCUAAUGUAGUUGCAGGAUUGCCUUCAGCAAGAAAUCUAAAUGUGGAACUUGAUGAUGAUUUCCUUAAUGUAUCAAUGUAAAAUGCUACUUCAUCAACAGGACGCUAAAUAAUACUACUACCAAAGUCUAUGCAAUUUAUGAAGUCCUUUGGUAGUGUGUAUAAGAAUUAUGUUGAAUAUGAUGUAUUAGUAAUGUUUACAUUAAUAAUGAUAGUAUUAGUUAUGAUUGUAUUGGUUAUGAUAAGAUUA
This is a messenger RNA of Solanum verrucosum, 1226 nucleotides long. RefSeq names its product cathepsin B-like protease 3. Gene Ontology annotation, biological process: regulation of catalytic activity. The coding region runs from base 3 to 1058 and encodes 351 amino acids. NCBI's taxonomy places the organism in Eukaryota, Viridiplantae, Streptophyta, Magnoliopsida, Solanales, Solanaceae. Gene Ontology annotation, molecular function: cysteine-type endopeptidase activity. The transcript is spliced from 11 exons. The record is from RefSeq and is a predicted model, not a curated record. Gene Ontology annotation, cellular component: lysosome.